Molecule: messenger RNA, 5355 nt
Organism: Rana temporaria (common frog)
Lineage: Eukaryota; Metazoa; Chordata; Amphibia; Anura; Ranidae
Gene: FAM120B
Product: family with sequence similarity 120B
Exons: 12
Coding region: 228-2384 (718 amino acids)
Cellular component (GO): nucleus
Source: RefSeq, a predicted model, not a curated record
GUGCGGAGCGCAUGGUGUGUGUGAGACGUUAGCGGGGAUCAGGUAGACUAACGCAGGUACAGGUUACUCCCUUUUUACCUGUAGCGAGCAGAGCUGAGAGUGCGCAUGCGCAGUAAGAGCAACGUGGAGCCGCGGUAGAGCUGGGACCGUCCGCCGCCUGGUGCAUUCUGGGAGUUGUAGUCUUCGCAGUGCAGGAGGCCGCGUCUUGUUUCAUAGUUGUCGCAACAAUGGGCAUCAAAGGGCUUCAGAGUUUUGUGCAGAAUUCCUGUCCCAGAGCCUGCAGUAUGGUCAACUUACAGUCAAUGGCUAACAGGCACAAAUCUACUCAUCCAGAAUCAACUCCUACCAUUGUUGUGGAUGCGAUGGGCUGCUUGCGCACGUGGUACACGCCAAAUGAUUGGAUACAUGGGGGCCAGUGGAAGGAAUAUCUCUCCAGCUUAGAAUGCUUUAUUGCAACCUUUGAGAAGGCUGGUAUUAAGCUUGUAUUUUUCUUUGAUGGCGUCAUAGAGCAAAAGAAGAGGGCAGAAUGGACUAAGCGACGGCUGCGUGACAACAUUGAAAUCGAGAAAAUCUUCAGUUUUUUAAAAGCCAACAGGCAGCAGCCUGGCAGAAAUAAGUUUUUCAUUCCUUCUGGAAUAGCUACUUUUACACGAUUUGCUUUGAAGGCACUAAAGCAGCAAAUCAUCUGCACACGAGUUGAAGGCGACUAUGAAGCAGCUGCGUAUGCUUUGCAACACAACUGUCUUGGGAUUUUAGGGGAGGAUAGUGACUAUAUAAUCUUUAACACUGCCCCAUAUUUUUCCAUCAACAAACUUCGCUUAGACAGUCUUGUCACAUUGAUGUAUUCAAGGGAACAUGUAUGUGAGGAGCUUAGAAUCCGUAUUUUAGAUCUACCUCUUCUGGCAUGUCUGCUUGGCAAUGACGUCGUUCCAGAAAACUCUGUGGAUGGUUUUCAGAAGAAAUGCGCAGCCUCCUAUCAUUCCCAGACUAAAGAAGGCAAUAGGAGGGCUUUUGUUAUUAGGGCUGUUGCUUCUUUUAUUUCAAGUAUACAGCACAAGCCACAUGGCCUUGAAGAGGUACGGAAAAUGUUACCACCGAGAUUUGAUAUGGAAUUGCUGCAGAAAGGAAUAGAAUCUUAUAUUCUCCCAGAGCAAACGUCCCCUUGGGUUUUCCAGGGGUCUUACCUUUGUGACAACGCAUACAAAAAAGAAACAACCGUGUGCCAGGAUCGGGAAAUUGUUCAGAUUGCGUUAGACGGGCACUACAAUGGAGAAAACACCAUGAUUUGCAAUGUAUUGUGCCUCGGGGAAAGUGAUUGCAGUAAUACCCUGGAAGAUGAAAAUGACCCACAAAUACCUGGACAAGCUCUGAUUUUUAAAACCGCGCGUCAGCAUAUUUAUGCAAUUCUUCUUGGUACAGGCAAUGGCUCACCGGAUACUUGUCCUGUGGUUAAUGAGUGGUAUGUCUACCGUGGAAACCAACUGCAGACACCAGAGCUUGUUCCAGCUGUUCCAUUACCUAUUCCAGGUGGAACACCAACUAUCAGGAGUCUCUGGCUGUCUGAAGAUCCUGACAUUCAAAGAAGACGUUUCUAUACAUGCAUGGCGUGUUUCCAUGUAGAAGGAUGGACAGAGGAACUUAGAGGCCUGGAGACCCACCUUGCUGCUACCUGCUGUCUCCUGAUAUAUCUUGCAGUGCAGGUAGAAAGCCUAAGCCUGACAGAUAUGGAAGCCUUUCUGGCCCAAGCAUUAUGCCUUCCAGGGAAAUCUCCAUCUCAGCUGAAUAGCUUGCAGCAUCCCUUUGUGGAUUCCAGAGCAGUUCAUCUCGCAUUUCUCUUUCUUCGUGGCCUAAUUACAUUAAUGGGAGCAAGUUGUGCCUGUGGCUAUCCUUUUACAAUGAUGGACCUGAUGCCGUGGAACACAUUUGAUGGCAACCUGUUUCACCAGAAGUACCUGCAGUGUCAUGGGCAGAAACCUUUAGUGGAGAUCAUAGAAAGAAACGAGACGUUAAUCUCACAGUUUAAGAAGCUGAGGACUCUGAUCACUGAUGCUUGUGCAGCGCAGGGCAGGACAUUAAAGCCAGACCCCAAGGGAGAAAACUGGCCCUUGUCAGUAAGGUCCAGUUCUGGGAGUUCCGGUAACUCGUUUAGCAGGCAUCAGCAAUCGGAAUACAAUCCUCAAUAUGAAUAUCAUUCUGAAAGACACCAACAGUGGAAUGUUCAAAGGCAGCAUCAAAAUAACAGAGGACCACGUGCAGACUUUGAAGACACAGAAGGUCCUUACCAAGGAAAUUAUGAAUAUGGCAGACGUAACACAGGACAAAGACCAUGGCGUGGAGACAAAAGAGGAAGAGGACACCAGUUUUCUAAUCAGUGGCAACAUUGAUUCACAUCUGGCAGUUCAGCAAAUGUAAAGGACUGUCAUUUUCAGGUCCAUUGGAAGUCAGCUCAGCCCCUUAUAAUGAAAAGUACAUCAUGUAAAUAAAUAUAUUUCGGUCCAAGGUACAGUCUUAUGUGUAUUAAAAAAAAACAUACAAAAAGCAGAAUCUUAAUGUUCAAAGAACAUUGUGAAAUUACAAGCAUGAGUACGCAUCUAACAAACCAAUAUACAUUGACAUUUUACAUAGUGCUUUAGAGAAAAGACACAAAAAGGAAUAUGGUAUAUAAAGCAGCAGCUCACCACAACCAACCUCGCUAAUCAACUACUGUAAGUAACAAGUUCAAUCAUCUGCCCUAGAUUUACCUCGACUGUAUCUGGAUGGCAGAGCUUCCAUAAAAAUUCUAUCACAGGCGUAUUAUGAGUAAUACGAAUUAUAUCAAUCAGCAUAACAAAAGUUCCCCUGUGUACAUGAGGAAUUGGCUUGCUUUAUGACUUUGUAACAACAUUUUAGGAAUUCAAAACAAGAACAGCAAAUGGCUCAAGAGCGAGCAAUGUGAAGAAGGUGUAAGGAGAAAAGGGAAAGAACUGAGGAAAGAAAAGAGGAGGAGACCUAGGACUCAUAUAAGAUACCAAGCUGAAACAUCCAAGGAAGGGAGAUAGAGGUACCUUCACAUAAUUUGCCCAUGGGUCCCAGGUGCAUUCAAAGAGGGCCUGUUUGUCAUUUAUUAUGCUAGCCACUUUUUCAUGUACCAUGAUCCAAGACAUUUUAUGCUUCAUGCGGCGAACCGAUACAUAGGGUGAUUUCCAUGCCCCGGCAAUGGUGAUCUUAGCCGUCAAGAGCAUAAAAUAUAUUAAUCACUUCAUAGGGUACAGCACACCUUCUGGGAGACCAUUCAGCAGAGCAAUAGAAGGUUGUUGUUCAACCACAAUGUCUGUUAUUUCACAAAUUAUGGAGAAAACUUGACUCAAAUAGCUCCUGAUUCAGGGGCCUUCCUACCAGAUGUGGAGCAUGGUGCCUUGGAAAGAACACCCUCUAAAGCAAUCCCUGAAGUUGAUGGAUACAUCCUGGCUAAGUGAGUAGGGACCAAGUACCACCUAGUUAGUACUUUAAUACUUGCCUCUAUCAAAGGGAUUUUCAGUAUACCCUUGAAAGAGACCCGAAGUACAGAAUACCAGUACUCAGGAUCUAACUCAAAAUCCAGAUCCCUCUCCCAUGCCAGCAUGUAUGGAUGUUUUGAAGGUGAGACGAGCAGCGAUGCAUAAGCCAUGGAAAUGUCAUCCCUGGAGCCCUGAUCUCUAGUACACCAUUGUUUGUAAGCUGUUAGGAGGGAGGAUCUGGUGAUGAUGAGAGACUCGAUAAAAAAAAAUGCGAUUUAGGAGAAGCAAAAUUGCUCAGUAGGGGGCCUCUCUAAAGUAGUAAAGCAGUGAGAUAAAGUGAAAGGUUCUCUAUAUGUAUAAAAAUGUCCUAUACGGUAGAUGCUCUUAUCCAUCCACCAUUUAAAAUCUCUAAUUUCCAUGCCUGGAGGGAAGGCCGGCUUAUGGAAAAGGUGAUUUAAAGGAGUGAAGUCAGAAACCAACGCCGAGUUAUUGUGAACUCAAUCCCAGAGGGCAAAGGAGUAAGAAAGUGGAGCGCCAUAACGGAGGGUCUAGCUUUAGCAGGACGUCAUCCAUAGUAUAGGUCAGAACAGUCUGUUGUUCAAUAGUCACCCAAUAAGGACAUUCCUGUUGCGAAUAGACCACCAAUAAUUUCAUGAGCUGCACCUAGCCUUUCCUUGGUUUUUGGCACAUAAAGUAUGGCACAGGGAAGUCUUGGGACCCUUACGGCCCCAAAUUAACUUAAAGCGGAGCUCCACCCAAAAGGGGAAGCUCCACUUGUUUGCCUGUUUGACAGGUACUCAUCUCCACUUCCAGGAGACCUCACCGCAUUUGGCCCCCCUCCUCCUUUUACCACCACCAGGCCAUUCAGCGCGCUUUGCGCAUGCACAGUAGGGAACCGGCUGUGAAGCUUCAAGGAUUUGUAGCAAAUCAAGCAAUUUAAGCAGUAGGGCCAUUUUGAUCAUGGACAUCUUCCCGAAACACAAAAGAUCAUGCAUCUACCAGCACAAGAGAAAAUCAUGCAAGCGACGAAAAAAGCGGGGAUAAUUAGCCGAGUACAGCGCCAAGAAGAUUGCAGUAAGAGAGAUUCCCAGAUAUGGUAAAGCUCCAUCUUACCAUGGGAAUGGAAAAUAUGAUCUAUACGGGUAUAGGUUGCAUGAGGGGAAGAAUAAAAGGUGUAGUCAUGUGCAGAGGGGUUAAAUUCACGCAUUAAUUAAGUUAAGAGCAUGCAGUAUUUUAGCCACACGUGUGCCAGAUUUAGGGGGCCAUCUAAGAGUAGAGCGAGAUGGGUUUCGAUUUGUCUAAACUCAGAACAAGGAGCAUGAUUAGUAUCUCCUUCACAAAUCACUUGGCCCUCCAGGAAAGGUGUCAGAGCUCUCAGCAAUUUAGUGAUAAAAGUUGCUUGUCCCAAUUUGGGGGCAUAGUAGGAAAUAAAAGUACAUGACUGUUCCCCAUCUAAACCUUUUUCCAAAACGUAUUUCCUGUCUGGGUCUCUAAUUUCCUGCUGUAGUGUAAAAAAGUAUUUUAGAAAAAGACAUGGCUACCCCUUUAGUCUUAUCCCAAGCAUUUUCUAAAUAGAAAACAGGGUACCGUUUAUGUAAAAAAAGAUGGUCGGUAUGAGUGGAGAAUUUUAUUUUUUUUGUAAUAACAGAUAUCUGCUUGGCAGGAAUGAUAAUGAUGAAAAGUUUUGCGGCAUUGGAUUGGGGAGUUAAGGCCUUGUGUGUUAUGAGAUACAAGGGGUUAAAGGGUCCUUAUGUGUACUCAUGGCUCCAGAUGGCAUCCACAUAACCCACUGCAUCACUCACACUAGCCUAGAAAAGAUACAUCCCAGUAGCCUUCAUUCCACACCCGCAAGGAAAGAUACACUUGGUCUCUAAAGAAA